AUGAAGAUCCAAAUUGUGCUGUGCGUAGUGUUGGUGGUUCUGUGCGCCAUCGUGUCCGCGGCGGAGGAAACGAGCACGGACCGAAUCAAGCGUCACGGAUAUCCGGGCUUUGGAGGUGGAUACGGAGGAUAUGGUCACGGAUAUUCGGGCUUCGGUGGUGGAUAUGGUGGAUAUGGUGGACAUGGAUAUCCGGGCAUUGGAGGAGGCUAUGGACUGUACGGUGGACACGGAUACGGAGGUUACGGAGGUCAUGGAUUUGGACAUGGUCACGGUUAUGGCGGACAUGGCUACGGCGGUUAUGGUGGAUACGGAUACGGUCAUGGUCAUGGUGGCUAUCCUGGUUUCGGUGGAGGAUUCUUCGGCUAA
Molecule: messenger RNA, 366 nt
Organism: Anopheles funestus (African malaria mosquito)
Lineage: Eukaryota; Metazoa; Arthropoda; Insecta; Diptera; Culicidae
Product: keratin-associated protein 19-2-like
Exons: 1
Coding region: 1-366 (121 amino acids)
Source: RefSeq, a predicted model, not a curated record